AUGUCAUCAGAGGCUUUGCCCUUUGGUGUCUUCUCUCCCCCACAGAAUUCCUACGAAUGGAAGAAAGCCCUCCUCAAUGUGAAAUGGCUAUGUUUCAACCAGCAAUACAAGCAAUGUGCCCUGCGUUGCAAUCAGCUCAUAGACACCGCGUCUAGUCCGCUCCAUCCGAUCCGUGCGACCUAUCUCCACUAUUAUGCAGCCACCUCAUAUGAGUAUAUGGGACGAGCAGCUCAUAUAUUUUCGACUGUGAAGGUCCCGCUUCUGACUUCUGCUAUGGAGCGUUUUCAGAUUGCCUAUGAGUCUUUGCCAGCUAUGAUCCCACCGCCUGUUCUGUAUCCCAACCAGACCUACUCGCCAGUUACUUUUCUCCAUUCGCCCAACUCGUCUCCUCGGUCUUCCUUGACUACUCUUGUGUGGAGCCCUGAGAUUUUGCCGACACAUUGUGUCUCUUCUGGUUCUGGUCAUGGUCCAAAUGCUGAAGCUCUGUCAGUUCAGAAUCUGUCGGCUCAUAAUGCUAGGCUGGCUCGCACGCCUCCUUCGCCAGACCCUUCUCCCUCUUCCCCUUCAAACUCGUCUAUCACCACUGCUUUUUGUGUGACGCCACCUCCUUCUGCUCGAGAAGUCUCGCGUUUUGACUACGGAGCUCCUCCUCCAGCUUUUCAUAUCCCACCUCCGACCCGUGAACCCCCUCCUCCACCACGCGGCGUUCCUGUUCGCACAGCUACGAGGGACCAGUUGCUCUCUUUUAAUAGUGCCAGAGAGGGGCUUCCCAACGGGGGGUCUAUCGUCCGUAGCAUUGCUCGGAUGAUUGAUAACUCUAUUAUUGCGGGAGCCGACGACCGUUUUGUGACCCGCGCGCCGCCCAAAUCUCGCUCUUUAAAGCGGCCGCCAGUGCGUCUGUCUCCGAUCAAGUUCCCAGCUGGACUUGAGGAUCCAGCAAAGCGUCGCGAUCUCAUUCCAUCCCCGCUUGCAAUCCGGAAGAGCUCCGGUGAGGUGCAGAGGUGCAGCAGUUCUGCAACGGCAAUCUGCGGGGGUUCAGAGCAAGAAAUAUCUUGGAAUGAGGUGAAUCGACCGGUCCGAGCUCGCCCUCCCCGGCUGCCCUUGAAGAUAAUCCCAUCCAGCCGUCUGAAUGCUAACACAGAGGAGACGAACUCUUCGAUCCUAGCACCACAACCGAAGCGUCUUAGUCCCGUCCUUCCUUCGCCCGUGACCCUGUCUCCAUCGACGCCCACCCCGCUUCCGAGGAAGAAGAUCACCUCCCUCGGCUCGCCGUUCGCCAGCCCCGCAGGCUCACCAGAGCAGAGAAGCAGCAAGUUGCCCUCGUUGCAGUCGAGGAAGGCCUCCCCCGUACCUGUCAGCGCCGAGCGUGCCGCCCAGAUCAAUGAGUUCAACGACGCCGUUAAGUGGCUCCGUGAGCACAUUCCCGCCGACGUUACCGGGCUCCGCAAGCAGAUCAAGCAUGUUUCGGACCUUCAGCAGGCCCGUCGGUCUCGCAACACGACAAUGGCUCGAUCUGCCUCCUUCUGGACUUUUUCUCCCGUUAAGCCGAAACCCGGUUCUGGUGCAUCCAAGGAACCUCCUGUGAUUGAGGGGCCUAAUAUUGAUGAGUAUGGAAAUGUUAUUCGGGUUGAGACUAAGGCGCAGCGCAUCGAGCGGCUCAGGAAGGAGGAUUGGAGGAUUGGUAUUCGGUCAAAGCAUAGUCCCUGGAAAGGGACUGAUUACUACGAUAAGCUUUGCGAAGUUGCUUUGGCGGAGCUUGGUGAGACAGGUUAUGGAUCUCGCGAAUGGCUGCAGCGGUGA
This is a messenger RNA of Penicillium mononematosum, 1800 nucleotides long. RefSeq lists its product as uncharacterized. NCBI's taxonomy places the organism in Eukaryota, Fungi, Ascomycota, Eurotiomycetes, Eurotiales, Aspergillaceae. The coding region runs from base 1 to 1800 and encodes 599 amino acids. The transcript is spliced from 2 exons. The record is from RefSeq and is a predicted model, not a curated record.